Molecule: messenger RNA, 2441 nt
Organism: Cadophora gregata
Lineage: Eukaryota; Fungi; Ascomycota; Leotiomycetes; Helotiales; Ploettnerulaceae
Exons: 2
Coding region: 1-1200 (399 amino acids)
Cellular component (GO): mitochondrion
Molecular function (GO): (3R)-hydroxyacyl-[acyl-carrier-protein] dehydratase activity
Source: RefSeq, a predicted model, not a curated record
AUGAAGUCAACCGCAUUCUCUGUUCUGCGGCGCAAUGGUGCUACUUCCUUUCAAAAUGUAAUACGACCUCAAUAUGCAGCGAUUCGAUAUUUGUCCACGAAAGCAGACAUUCCUGCCGAAUCACCAUCUUUACAAACCACCCUCCAUGCCGAGCUCACAUCCCGUCCCAGAAACACAUCAAUCGACUACAUCUCCCCCAUUCCUUGGAACCUCCUCAACAUAUCCCUCGCUGACUUCCUACCGUCAUCAUGCCAACCACGUAAUUUCAAUCCAGCAGGAGAUCCAACAGAUGCAGCUGUUGAUGUCACUUCUACAGCUCUUCCCCAGGGCCACCAUCUAGUCUAUUUCCCACCACCAGUUCCCGACAGCAGUCUCCUACGUGAUGGCACUGACUCCCUCCACUCCCCUGGCGCGCCAUUUGUCAAACGCCUAUGGGGAGGCGGCUCUAUCGUCUUCAGCCAGGAAGAGAAGUUCCAAAUCGUACCCAAGAAACUUGCCGUCUGCGGUGAGGAAAUCACAGACGUGAACGUCAAGGGUGUGGAAGGACAGGAGAAAGUUUUUGUGACAGUAACCCGACGGAUACUCUCCAUUUUGGGGGGAUAUUCUAGGGCAGGCAAACGGCAUAAACGGCAGAGGCGAAAGGAGAUGUUUUUGAACAUGGAUACGAAGUCGUUGGAGCAAAGGUAUGGGAUGGAGGGUAUACGGCCAUGGGCGGUGAUUGAAGAGAGGAAUCUUGUUUUUAUGAGGGAGAAGUCGACGGAAGAGGCGAGGGAUGAUCUGGAGAAGGUGGGGAAGAUCGUGAAGCCUCCUCAUACCCCCGACUUCAGUGUCUCCUUGAGACCUAAUGCUGCGCUCCUCUUCCGCUUCUCGGCCCUGUCCUUCAACGCACAUCGCAUUCAUCUCGACCCUCAAUAUACACGGGAAGUUGAAGGCCACCGGAAUCUCCUCGUACACGGCCCUCUGACUAUAGUCCUUAUGCUGUCGGUACUGAGGUCUCAAAUCACGGGAGGGAAGAUGGUAGUGCGUUUUGAUUACAGGAAUUUAGCGCCGCUGUAUGUGGAUGAGGAGAUGAGAAUUUGUGUCAGGCGGGAUCCCGAGAGAGAGAAUAAGUUGGAUGUUUGGGUUGAAGGGAGGGACGGUGGAUUGGCAGUCAAGGGGACUGCAAUUAUUGGGGAUGCGGAGUUCGAUAACAGACGGUGAUGAAGAGGAUACAGCUCAGUCCAUGAGGCUGUCAUUGGCAGUGCGAUGUAAGUUACGUGACAUUGUGAUUAAUGAUGUCAGGGGUUGAAGCUCGCUGAUAUCUCGACUAUGAUAGCAAAGAGUAUGGACACUUGAAGUUGCUAGCCGAGUUCAAAGGCUGCCACUUUUGCUUCUCCAUUGCUGCGGACUGCGGACUAACCCUAAAAUAUCAUACACCUCGAAUCUACUUCGCUGACUCGCUUCCCGGCGCCGCAUGCUUCAAGGCUUUGCUAGCAAUUAUAUGGGGUCGAACCCUUUACGUAUGGCGACGACUGAUCCCCGAAACGAUUACUUGAUGAACCUACGGACAGCGAGGUCCAAUGCUGGGUGCUGAUUUGCUACUCCUGUGGUACUUGACGCAGAGAGUAGAAGCAUCAAGACAUGGGCUUUAUGAUACAGGGAAACAACAAAACAACAGACUCAUUCCAUGGACGAGGUGUGUAGCGCUUUCCAGCUCGGCAUUUGCUUCACAUAUCUCAAGAGACUACUGUAACAGCUCUGCUUCUAAAUAACGUUGGGAAGAAUGCUUCCUCUCGCUAGCCCACCUCGAUGCUGAAAAAUGUCAAAUCUCGUUAAGCACAGCAUCAGAGUGGCUUUAAGCUAUUCGCAGGAACAAAGCACUCGACCCCAAGAUCUCGUUUCAAGUAUAUUGUGUUAUCGAAAGACAAGGACACGAAGGUCCGUCGAGCCGCAAGAACCGUGGCAACCAUGGACCUCUGCUGGGAUUUCUAACUAUACAAAGCCUUUGCUCAAAUGCUUGAGGCUCGGCGACCUGAGGACAACUCUGAAUUAGUGAUUCGCCAGAUCGAGUAGAGAGUAGAUCAAGUAAUCAAAAUAAUCAAAAUGUAACUGAUGACAAGGACAGGACCUCGAGCAUAGAAACGACGCUGCGACCAGGUGUAGCCCCAAGCUCCAACAAGGGAUGUGACUGAAACUGUGUAAUCAUGUACCUGGAGCUUGACUACUGCUGGCCUGCACGUCCUCCAAUCCGAGCUCCAUUCCUUCACAUGACAAGCCAAUACGAGAAUGACUCCGGGCUGAGCAUCCCUUUUGGGACAUUUCUGAAGCUAUCUAGAAGUAUCGUUCGUAUUCGAGAGAGGCUUGUCAUCCGGAUGGCGCGUCAAAAGCUACCUGGUAACCUUUACUCGUUUGUGCUGUAUCUGUUUCUGGUAUUAGCCCACCGCUAGCAACGCGCACGUCGU